CCUCUCAUUACUUUCCUUUCUGUACCUGCAGACUAAUAAAAACUAAUUAACACAUAUCUAAUACUGUUUUAAUUCAGCAUCCCCAUUGCCAUUUAGAAAUUAAUUUCAACCAUGGGCAAAACUCUUUUACACAUGCAAGUAAUGCUCUCUAGCUUGGUGCUCAUUCUCUCAAUUUCAUCACUAGCAUCAUCAUCAACAUCUCUUAAGGUGGAUUUCUAUAAGACCACAUGUCCAUCCGCUGAGGCAAUAGUGAGAAGAGCUGUUAACAAAGCAGUUUCACUCAACCCAGGCAUUGCUGCUGGCCUAAUCAGACUGCAUUUUCAUGAUUGCUUUGUCAGGGGUUGUGAUGGUUCUGUAUUACUACAAUCCACACAAGCUGGUAACCCAUCUGAGAGAGACCACCCUGCAAACAAUCCAAGCCUACGCGGCUUCGAGGUCAUCGAUGAAGCCAAGGCCGAAAUAGAAGCCCACUGUCCCGAAACCGUGUCGUGUGCUGACAUUCUUGCAUUCGCAGCACGAGACAGCGCUAAGAAAGUCGGAGGCAUAAACUACGCGGUAGCUGCAGGACGCAGAGAUGGUCGAAUCUCCAUCAGUGACGAAGUGACACAGAAUCUGCCACGACCAUCCUUCAAAGCUGAGGAGCUCAUUAGAAAUUUCGCUCGAAAAAGGCUAUCAGUAGAUGAAAUGGUUACACUUUCUGGGGCUCACUCUAUUGGUGUCUCACAUUGUUCUUCUUUCUCUGAUCGCUUAUACUCUUUCAAUUCCACUUCCUCUCAAUCUCAAGAUCCCUCUAUGGAUUCCAACUUUGCUGCCUUGUUGAAAUCUGAGUGUCCUCGUGAUAGCGCAGCAGCCGCAAGUUCAACGGUGGUGUUUGAUGGUUACACGCCUAAUCGUUUGGACAGCAAGUACUACAAGGGGUUGAAGAAUCACCGUGGUUUGUUGACAUCGGAUCAGACGUUGAUGAGUGACCGCUCUACAAGGAAAAUGGUGGUGAACAAUGCUAAUCAUGGUUCAACUUGGGCUGUGAAGUUUGCAGAUGCAAUGGUUAAGAUGGGUUCCAUUGAUGUGCUAACAAGUCCACAAGGUGAGGUUAGGAAGUAUUGCAGCAUUGUCAACUAAUUAACUGAAGCUGAAAUGAUUCUUCUUUUUCUUCUUCAUUUGUUUGUAUUUUUGGAUAAAAAAAAUUAUUUGUUCAUUCGUUCAAUUUGAAUUUUGUUUGUGAUCAUUCUUAUAGCUUUGAU
Molecule: messenger RNA, 1241 nt
Organism: Lotus japonicus
Lineage: Eukaryota; Viridiplantae; Streptophyta; Magnoliopsida; Fabales; Fabaceae
Product: peroxidase 5-like
Exons: 2
Coding region: 112-1119 (335 amino acids)
Biological process (GO): response to oxidative stress; hydrogen peroxide catabolic process
Cellular component (GO): plasmodesma; plant-type cell wall
Molecular function (GO): heme binding; peroxidase activity
Source: RefSeq, a predicted model, not a curated record